UUGACUUUUUUUAAGGCUAUCCUAGGUAAUUUACACAUGUUAUUGUUUAUAAUUGUACUUGUGUGUACCUGUACCUACGUAAACUUACUGAUAGCUGUAAACUUAUAAAUUUAUGCAAUUAUUGAAACCAAAAUGAACUCCAUUUAUUAAUCAGUUACAACAAUUUUCUCUUAUACAGUGGGAAAGAGAGCCACGAUAUAUUUCCAGUUUUGAAAAAAAAGUAUCCGUAUAUUUAGGUUCGAGUGUACAUUGACUGGCAACCCAGUGAGUGGUGAGGACCAGGGGUUCACUUCAGUGUUACACCAACUUUAGCUGGGGGAGGGUGUUUGUGUGCGUGUUCAUGCGGGAUGGAAUACGCUCCUGCUGCUUUCUCUUGCUGUUCCUUUAAUAUGACCCAAAUUAGAAGCUGAUGAUCUGCAUUUGAAAAAAAAAAUCUCAUGAACUGUUGCUGUCGUGUCAACAGAUGAACGGUUUCAAUGAAUAAUCUAGCAGAGACAUUACCAUUUGUGGUCACACAAUCCCUACAUUUAACAUACCACAAGCUACACUGUUAUUUAAAAACAAAUGUGACCUUAACACCGUACAAUGCGAGUGGCCUUGAUAAUUUAUAAAUCUUCAAAAAUAUACUAAGCUUUAAGUUCACUAGUUAAAAGCCGGUGCCUUUCAUUGGUUCCUCAUUAAAAUUCAUUAUAAACCUACCCUAUACCUUACUAACUUGUAACAUCUACAGCAUGUCUACAUUCAAGACAUGAAGAUAUAAAGUACCAGGAGCUAGGUGUUACAUGGUGCGUCUUCAAGGUUGUUGCUGGUGGUGGUGGGUGGUGGUGGCGGCUGUGGUAGGAACUGGGUGGGUGUGUAGUGUGUGGUUGUUGUAUUCCACUACAACCAUCACUAACCACUACCCACAACCAGCCUCAUGGACCCUCACUGCUCUCAUCAACUCUGUUCACCACACAAGUAGUGAGUCAACCACCGCCACUACACACACAACUCCAGUCAUCUCGCCUAAACGCAAGCUGAGUGUUCUGGAGAGUGCCUGGGGGUCUGUAAUGACAAAGCGUCUAGCACGUGUCAAGAGAGUUUGCCAACAGCACUACUUAUCUUUAAAGAGGUUUUCCUUUCUAAAUAAAUUCACAUAUGAUACCCAACACCAUCUUGCUUACUGCAGGAAUGCCAAGACAGGCACCACUAGCUGGCUGGGACACCUGCUAGAGUGGGCAGGUGUGGAGAUAUCAAACAUGACACCAUACGAGAUUCAUGAAGCAGCCAAUCAGGCCUUUCCAGCCUUGCCAUCCAAGGAUGCUGCCCAGGAGAUGCAGCACCUGCCCAUCACCUUCACUGUGGUCCGCCAUCCCUUCACAAGGUUAGUAUCUGCAUACAGAGACAAAAUGCCAGAAAAAUACAAGAAAGAUCUGCAAAUGAGAAUGAUUUCAAAAUACCGAGUGCAUCAAAGAAAUAUUAGUAUGUCUGAUAAUGAUAUCACCUUAGGCAUCAGCAAAUUCUCAAAUAAAAUACAAAAUUUAGUAUCAGAGCUAAAAAAUGCAAGUGUAAAUAAUGUUCUGAGUUCAAAGGCAUUUGACACUUUAUCAACAAAAGAAACUUCAGCAUAUAGAUACCACCAAACAAUAAAAGGGGCAUUGCUUGCUCAAAAUGACUCCCGCGAGAUAGCACUAGAUGCGAGCAUACCAACCUUCCGUGAAUUUGUGCGUUUGUGA
This is a messenger RNA of Cherax quadricarinatus, 1715 nucleotides long. RefSeq names its product carbohydrate sulfotransferase 11. NCBI's taxonomy places the organism in Eukaryota, Metazoa, Arthropoda, Malacostraca, Decapoda, Parastacidae. Gene Ontology annotation, cellular component: membrane. Gene Ontology annotation, molecular function: sulfotransferase activity. Gene Ontology annotation, biological process: carbohydrate biosynthetic process. The record is from RefSeq and is a predicted model, not a curated record.